UCCCUCCAGGUCCUGGAGACCCCGGUCGGUCUCCGCGGCGGGUAUCCAGCGAGCUGAGCUCGGGGCCGGGUCGGGCGGGGAGGCCGGUCCCGCGGGCGGGGGCGGGGCCGGCUCCGCGGCUUCUCCCGCCGCCGCCGCCAAGGGGAGUUUCCAGGAAGUGGCCAUAUUGGAUCCAUUCAGCCGCAGCCGCCCUGGCGGAGCGCGUUCCGCAGCCGGCUCGUCACCGCCUCGGCCCCGGCGCUCGCUGCAGCCCGCCCGGCCGGCGCGGAGCUCGCCAUGGCGGCCACCGACCUGGAGCGCAUCUCGAAUGUGGAGCCAGAGUCCCGGAGCCUCUCUCUGGGUGGCCAUGUGGGGUUCGAUAGCCUCCCUGACCAGCUGGUCAGCAAGUCUGUCACCCAGGGCUUCAGCUUCAACAUCCUCUGUGUGGGGGAGACUGGCAUUGGCAAGUCCACUCUAAUGAACACACUCUUCAAUACGACCUUUGAGACCGAGGAAGCUAGUCACCAUGAGGAGUGUGUGCGCCUGCGACCCCAGACCUACGACCUCCAAGAGAGCAACGUUCAUCUCAAGCUGACCAUCGUGGAUGCCGUGGGCUUUGGGGAUCAGAUCAAUAAGGAUGACAGUUACAGGCCCAUAGUCGACUACAUAGAUGCGCAGUUUGAAAACUAUCUACAGGAGGAGCUGAAGAUCCGCCGCUCCCUCUUUGACUACCACGACACAAGAAUUCACGUCUGCCUCUACUUCAUUACACCCACUGGACACUCCCUGAAGUCUCUGGAUCUGGUGACCAUGAAGAAACUAGAUAGCAAGGUGAACAUAAUUCCCAUCAUUGCCAAGGCUGACACCAUCUCCAAGAGCGAGCUCCACAAAUUCAAGAUCAAGAUCAUGGGUGAGCUGGUCAGCAAUGGAGUCCAGAUCUACCAGUUUCCCACUGAUGAUGAGGCUGUUGCAGAGAUUAACGCAGUCAUGAACGCACACCUGCCCUUUGCUGUGGUGGGCAGCACGGAGGAGGUGAAGGUGGGCAACAAGCUGGUGCGAGCACGGCAGUACCCCUGGGGAGUGGUGCAGGUGGAGAACGAGAACCACUGCGACUUUGUGAAGCUGCGGGAGAUGCUGAUCCGGGUGAACAUGGAGGACCUGCGGGAGCAGACCCACAGUCGGCACUACGAGCUCUACCGACGCUGCAAGUUGGAGGAGAUGGGCUUCCAGGACAGUGAUGGUGACAGCCAGCCCUUCAGCCUCCAAGAGACAUACGAGGCCAAGAGGAAGGAGUUCCUAAGUGAGCUACAGAGGAAGGAGGAGGAGAUGAGACAGAUGUUCGUCAACAAAGUGAAGGAGACGGAGCUGGAGCUGAAGGAGAAGGAACGCGAGCUCCAUGAGAAGUUUGAGCACCUGAAGCGGAUUCACCAGGAGGAGAAGCGCAAGGUGGAGGAGAAGCGCAGGGAGCUGGAGGAGGAAACCAAGGCCUUCAACUGCAGGAAGGCAGCCAUGGAGGCCCUGCAGUCUCAGGCCAUGCAUGCCACCUCACAGCAGCCCCUGAGGAAGGACAAGGACAAGAAGAAAUCUUGACCCUCAGCCCGGGAUGCCACAAAGUGAAACGAGUUCCCUGCUUUGCUCAUCACAAAUGCCAAACUGACUGUCCUUUCCCGGUGUCCACCUUGCUGUCUUUUGCUUCUGUUUGAUUUGGUCUGCGUAUCUUUUAAUGUGUCUGUUUUUGUUUUGUUUGUUUUAUUUUUAUUUUUCAGUUAAAGCACGCCCAGACUUACAUGUCAAGAGCGGACUUUAGACUUUCAUGUGUUAAGUUGCUUGAGUUACACCUUGUGACCUUUCUCCCAUAACUUGGUGUGAGGAUGGACUGGGAGCCGGUACUGACUCCAGUGUUUACAGCCUUGCCCUGUCCCUACCCCACCCGGCCCCAGGCUGCCUGGGCCUGGCUGGCUACCCCUCUCUAUGCAAAUGCGUCAAAGCCAUGAAUGCUGGAAUCCAAAACUGACAAGGUUUAUUUUUUUCAGAGCCAGUGGCUGGUCUUCCAUUUACAGUGUCACUAUUCCUUGAUGGAGCUCUAGGGAUGGCCCCAGCCGGUGAUGCUAGGCCUAAUUGUUCAGCGUCAAGACGGCGACUCACGUGGUGCCUAGGUGCGGCCUGUGGUCUGGUAUACCCGCUGCAAAAUUCGCCUGGUUCCUUCCAUUUUAAUUUUUCUAACCUAGAGCUUAAUUUCAAUAAUAACUUUGAAACACUUCUAAAUUUUGAUUUUUGGCACCAGUGUAAAGACAAAUAAUAUCUGUCUCUCCCAUUAUUUUCAUAAGUAACACAGAUUCCCUGAUUUUUAAAACUAAAAAUCUCUCUAAAUCUUUCUUAUGUAUAAAACACUACUUUCAUAGGUAGGGAGAGGCGGGGAAUAAACUUCCUGUAAUGACAGUGUUUGGGACUUCUUUACGGACAAAAAUGGACUCCGGACAAGACCAUGUCCAGUGUUUUACUGUGAAUGUAAAUGGAAUAGCAGCCCAAAGCCCUUGUCUCUGCCCCAGAGGUGCUACCUGUGAACGGGGACCAAGUAGGUGUUUGUUAAGUGUUUGACUCCAAAUCAACCCCUGCUCCCCCCAACCAGAGUGCUCAAUGGAGAGAUAGCUGUUAUGUCAAAGUCAUUGUUUCUUCUUUCCUGGCUGAGUCACAGGGCAAGGAGAUAAAGGUGUCUGAUGUAUUAGGACAAUUUCAAGAAAAAAAACCCUAAAAACAACAGUCAAGAGUUCUCCUCCUCCAGCUGACCUUAAUCUUCAGGGGACACUUUAAGAAAGUGGCAGCCAGGCAUGAUUACAGUGCAUAACUGUAAUCCCAGCACUUGGAAAGUGGAAGCUGGAGGCCAACCUUUGCUACAUUGUUUCAGGCCAGCUUGGGCUACAUGAGACCCUGUCUCAAAAAAAAAAAAAAAAAAAAAAA
Messenger RNA from Nannospalax galili (Upper Galilee mountains blind mole rat), 2937 nucleotides. RefSeq names its product septin 8 (gene Septin8). Gene Ontology annotation, cellular component: septin ring; cell division site; septin complex. Gene Ontology annotation, molecular function: molecular adaptor activity; GTP binding; GTPase activity. The coding region runs from base 277 to 1569 and encodes 430 amino acids. The record is from RefSeq and is a predicted model, not a curated record. Gene Ontology annotation, biological process: cytoskeleton-dependent cytokinesis. Lineage: Eukaryota; Metazoa; Chordata; Mammalia; Rodentia; Spalacidae. The transcript has 10 exons.